GUGCAUACGAAAAGCCGGUCUAAUAUUUUGCACUCAAAAGUACUGCAAAAAUAGUUGUUUUUUGCGAUUAAAUGACAACUAUUUUCAUAUCAUUUAGACUUUACUCGCAGUCUAUAAACUAAACACUGAUUUAAAUGUGAGUUUAAAUCAAUUUUUGUGAAUAAAUAAUACUUUUGUUUAAAUUGUUAUAUAUUUUUACAUCACUUUUUUCCUCAUAUUUUGUUGGUUUCAAAAGCAAAAAACAAUUUGAGUAAUUGAUAUCCAAAGCAAUCAUUUGAUACAUAAAUAGUGAGAAAUGUCUGCAAAACUGUUAGCAUUGGUGUCUCACUCGACGGCCAACCGAUCAAUGAUCUCAGCCUUAAGAGCGAACCGAUUGUCGCAUUUGGUGUACAAUCACUCCCGAUGUCUGUCCACAGCGCGUCGGACUCAUGUCAACUACGAGGUGAAGGACGGCAUAGCUGUGGUCCGCUUCGACUCUCCCAACUCCAGAGUCAACAGUCUUUCCCGGGAAGUGAUGAAAGACUGCGAAGAGGUGUUCAACGAAAUCUCCAGUUCGGGUGCCGUCGGAGUUGUGCUCAUAUCGGGUAAACCCGAGUGUUUUAUAGCCGGAGCCGACAUUUCAAUGCUAGAGAGAGCCAAAUCUGCCCAAGAGAUUGAAGAUCUGUCCCGAAGCGGUCACACCUUCUUAAACAAACUGGUCUCGAGUCCCAAACCGGUGGUCGCGGCUAUUAUGGGCUCGUGUUUGGGCGGCGGUCUCGAAGUGGCGCUCGCAUCCCAUUAUAGGAUUGCCGUCAAAGACAAGAAAACUAAUUUAGGAUUACCUGAAGUGAUGAUUGCCGUCAAAGACAAGAAAACUAAUUUAGGAUUACCUGAAGUGAUGUUAGGAUUACUUCCGGGCGGCGGAGGAACACAACGACUGCCACAACUGAUCAGUGUUCCCAACUCUUUGGAUAUGAUGCUAACCGGGAAAAUGAUUAAAGCAGAUAAGGCUCGUAAGAUGGGACUCGUCGACCAAAUCGUGAACCCUUUAGGUCCGGGUCUGACAUCACCUGAAGAACGAACGUUGGAAUACUUGGAAGAAGUGGCCAUUUUUACUGCCAAACAGAUUGCGAGUGGAAAACUGAAAGUCUCGCGACAAAGGCCUUUGACUGAACGACUCCUUCGGUCUGCGAUUGGCAUUCAGUUUAUCAGAGAUAAGAUCUUUGAUAAGGCGAGGGGUCAGGUGAUGAAAAUGACGAGUGGCUUAUAUCCGGCACCGCUUAAAAUCAUUGAAGUGGUGAAGACUGGCUUAGAGAAGGGACAGCCGGCGGGAACUGAAGCCGAGAUUAAGGGUUUCGCCGAAUUGAGUCAAACGACUCACUCGAAGGCUUUGAUCGGUUUAUUUCACGGACAGACUCUUUGCAAAAAGAAUAAGUUUGGAAAACCGGCUAAAGAGCCGAAGACAUUGGCCGUAUUGGGCGCCGGUUUGAUGGGCGCCGGCAUCGCACAGGAAGGCGUGACCCCUAAAGAAUUGGACAAAAUAACGCGAACGUGGGGUUUCCCAGUGGGCGCCGCCACACUUGUCGAUGAAGUGGGUAUAGACGUGGCCGCACACGUGGCCGAAGAUCUCGGCAGAAUAUUUAGCGAACGCUUUGCCGGCGCUAAUAUGGAAGUGCUGAAGGAAAUGGUUGCCACCGGGUUUACGGGAAGGAAAGGAGGCAAAGGUUUCUAUAUAUACGAGGCUGGAGUUAAAGACAGAAAAGUGAACGAUAAAGCUUUAGAAAUACUCAAUAAAUAUCACAUUUCACCCAAACAUAAGUGUACUCUAGAAGAACAUCAGAUGAGACUCGGCGUGAGGUUUGUGAACGAAGCGGCCCUCUGUUUACAGGAAGGAAUUCUAGCGAAUCCGCUCGAAGGAGACAUCGGAGCAGUUUUUGGUUUAGGUUUCCCACCGUUUUUGGGCGGACCCUUCCGUUAUGUCGACACUUAUGGCGCCAAUAAAGUGGUCGAUUGGAUGAAGAAGUUCGCCGAUGAUUACGGCCCGCAGUUCAAGCCGUGCCAACUCCUCAUCGAUCACUCCAACGACACCUCCAAGAAGUUCCACAAAACUAAUUAAUUUUUGUCAUUCAAUUCAAUGCAAAUUUUAUUAAACAUUUUAAUUUUUAUAUUAAUAGCUUUAAAGUAUA
Messenger RNA from Medioppia subpectinata, 2165 nucleotides. Lineage: Eukaryota; Metazoa; Arthropoda; Arachnida; Sarcoptiformes; Oppiidae. The record is from the annotation of a GenBank genome assembly.